This is a messenger RNA of Rana temporaria (common frog), 1193 nucleotides long. RefSeq names its product chromosome 4 C1orf115 homolog (gene C4H1orf115). Lineage: Eukaryota; Metazoa; Chordata; Amphibia; Anura; Ranidae. The record is from RefSeq and is a predicted model, not a curated record. The coding region runs from base 82 to 549 and encodes 155 amino acids. The transcript has 2 exons.
UCCAAGCUGCGCUCUAUCUAAUUGUCGGGUAUUUAGUUCUCCAGCUCAGUGCAGUCAGCUGGCAGCAUACAGACUGUAAACAUGGCCGGGCGGCCCAAACUCAGAGGCAAGAAAAAGAAGAAGUAUAGAAAGCUUCAGCAGGACAAGGAGCAGAUCCUGCUGCAGGAGGAGCAGGAGGGGACCCAGAAAGAGGUUGGCAGCAGCAGCCAGCAGGAGCCCCCAGGACAGGCAGGGCACAGCAAAGACAAGAAAAGCAAGAAAAAGAAGAAGGAAAGGAGCAGCAAGAAAGUGCACCUGUCACCCCUCCCAGACAGGUAUGACCCCCUGGAGGAGACAGCAGAGGAGACAGAGAGCAAGGAGGACAAGAAGUACAAGAGGAAGCAGAAAGUCAAAAAAUAUGCCAAGGUGAGCAAAAAGUAUGCCAAGAAUGUUGGCAAGGCUGUAAGGACUGGCUGCCGCUACUUGUUCAUUGGUCUUCAGGGACUGGCAAAUGCCUACAUAACUCCGUUUGGUGUCUCUUCCGUGGUGGUCUCCUCCAUGAACCGCUAACGUGAUCCAAAUAUCAGAGUCCAAAAAUUUCAAACACCAAACCUGCCUUCAAACAAAGACAUAAAGAUGGAGACGGCAGAAUGGGAACCUCAGAGAAGACGUUUGAUUGUUCAGAUUCACAACCAUCCAACCAAUCCAAUAAGAGCGUGUAAUGUUCUGUGUGAGAAGAUCCAUCAUCUCCUGGCUGACCCUGUGGAGAUCCAACCGGAAUCUGAAACUCUAUUUUCCUACGCCAGACUAAGAACUUGUGCUUCAAAGAAUAGUGCUAACAUACUCAACUGCAUUCCAAAGAUGUCUGACAUUCAUCUUUACUCAACUGGCAGGCUGCAGCAGCUGGAAGAUGUAGCCAUGCCAGGCAACUAGCAUUUCCAGAAGGAGGGCAUCUAUUUCGAGAAUGGUUCACAAGCAUCUUUCAAGUGCCUUACCCGCCCUCAUGCCUUGGUGAAUCAGGGCUUGUGUGUCUCUUAUGACAGGUUUCUUUUAAAUGUGACACUCAGGUGAUAAUAUAACAGUGUUACCCAAAGAUGCAAUUGUUUACUAGUAAUAAAGCCUACCUAUGGGCACUAUAAGGUAAGGUAGCUCCCAACUGUCCCUGAUUUCCAGGGACUGUAAGGCCCCGUACACACGAGAGGAUCGAUCCGCUG